UACUCUCCAGUCUCUCCACCAGCGAGUGCUUCGAGAUUAUACAUAAUACAUUGGUAGCAAGUAAUACGAAGGUUAAAGAAAAAAAAAAAAGGGAUCUGGUAUAAGCAAGUGUCGGUGAUAGAUGGCGGAUGACAGGAAAGUCAAGAUGCAUCAGGACAUCGCGGCCUUCGCGGAGGACAACUUUGAUCCGAUCGACUGGCUGAACGGGCUCAACAAGACGGAGGAGGUGCGUGCGAACAUCGAGACGACUCUAGCAUCCACGCUGAUGAAGCUACAGCUGUACAUCCAACAAAUCAACGCCUCGCUCGAGGAGACUAAUCAAGAUGUUUUGGUGAACAUGCCAAAAAUCCUCCGUGACACGCAGCUGUUGCAGCAGGAAGCUGUUUUUCUCAAGGAAAAAAUGCAAACUGUCAAAGCUGAAUUGGAAGAUGUAGAAAAAGGCGCGUUCUCGUCGAUCCACAAGCUCGAGGAGCUAGACAGAAUGAAGGAAGAACUGAUAAGCCGUGAUGCUAGUCUGAAGGAGGCAGACAAUUGGGUGGCUUUGGCCAAUGACGUGGAGGACGUAUUCGAGUCUGGCGACGUUGUCAAUGUAGCGGUAAAACUCUUUGAGAUGCAAAAGUCACUCACAAAGCUAGCCAACGCUCCUGACCACGAGGAUAAAAAACUGCAGCUCGAGGGACUCAAAAAUCGACUCGAGGCCGCUGCUAGUCCGAAACUCGUGCAGGCUUUCACUGUCGGCAGCUUAGAUCAGUCCAAAAUUUACGUGGAUAUUUUCACGAAAAUCGACCGCCUACCUCAGCUGCUCAAAUACUUUCACAACUGCCUGAAAAUUACUUUGACCCAAGAAUGGAGGAAAACCAUCGAAUUCGCCCAGGACGAGAAUAUUACCUACUGGCUGAAAAUGUACUUGGACAAACUCCUAUCUUCAUGGCACGAUCAGGUGAAAUGGUGCAGCCAGGUGUUCCCAGCCAAUACAGUCCUGGUUACUUUGGUCGAGCUCUACGCUGAUCUGCUGCUGAGUCUCGAACCCAGUCUACCCCACUGCGUCGAGUCGGCCCUCAAGCAGCAAUCUAACGCCAUAAAGCUGUCCAUCUUGCUGGAGCUGAAGCAAACGAGCCGGCAAUUCGCCGCAAACUUGCAGAGCGCAAUGGACGCUCGCGCCGAGAGAAUAACGAACGACGACAGCGACAAGCUCUCCGCGCUGGCCCGCGCGAUUUACGCGGCUUACGUGCCGUACGUCGCCAAGUACGGGAUCUACGAGGCCGCACACCUCAACCAGCAGCUUAACUCGCUCGGUUUCAAUCACGAGGACCUCAGCGAUAUAAUCAGCACGCUCUCGCUCAGUGUCCCCAAGGCCAUGGGAUACGCCGACGAGGCUAACGAGCGCUGCAAGCUCUUUACAGAGGGCUGCGGUUAUCCUGGUCUCGUUAAGGCUCUCAAUACUUUUUUUAACAAUUAUCAAGAAAAAUUCAAAAUAGGAAUGAAGCAAUUGAACAAGCGUAAGGUCAAGCACGAGGAUUGGAAUCUGUUUCAGAUGUGCCUGACGCUCAUGCAAACGACAGGGGAGUUUUUAGGUCAUGUGGAACAAUUGGAAAAAACUUUGUUAAAUGACAUUUCAGACACCUACGCGAAGCUGCAAGAUCCCCAAGCCAGCGUUUUUAAUCGAUACGUAAACCUACUUUUAUCCGAAUCAGCUCAAACGGAAUUUCACGAUUUCGUUGCGUCGGUGAAAAAAGACGAAAAAACUCUUCUCGAUCCCACGGUGAAGACAGUCCAGAAACUAUGUUCGGACCUCCAUCGAUCCACUUACGAGGUAAUCUUUGCUCCUAUCUUCACCCAAUUGCUACAAAUCAGAAAAGCACCAGCCUGGUCCUCAUCGGAAGCCAAGAAAAUGCCACCGAUAAGCUCCGACUUGCCAGACUACAGUUUUGCUCCUCAAGAGUACAUCACGCAAGUGGGACAGUACUUGAUGACUCUGCCCCAGCACUUGGAGCCAUUUCUCUUGAGGGACAAUCCGAGCUUGACCAAAGCUCUGAAAGCUGCUGACCCGCAGUACAGCCAGGAAUCGUGCGAGUCUGGAUUCACGAACGUAUUGUUGGAAAUCGUGGCAAAGGAGACUUGUCAGAUGUUUCAGGAUCAGACAUGGAGCAUAUACGAACUGAACACGGCCGCUUGCAAGCAGCUCGCGACUGAUAUCGACUAUCUUGGCAACAUAUUCGAAGAACUUGGGCUGUCGUUGUCCGAAAAUAUGCAGCAAAUGUCGCAGUUGCUGUGGUUGUCACCAGACGAUUACCAAGCUGGCAGUUCGGGUUGCAAUCCACGUGUCGUCGCUGCUGUCAGACAGAUGAGGAACAUCACGUCAUCCGGAUAAGCAACUAAUGCUCGAGCAAAGAGUUUGUAAAAUAAUUGAUAUUGUAAAUAAGUAUAA
Molecule: messenger RNA, 2428 nt
Organism: Copidosoma floridanum
Lineage: Eukaryota; Metazoa; Arthropoda; Insecta; Hymenoptera; Encyrtidae
Gene: Cog7
Product: conserved oligomeric Golgi complex subunit 7
Biological process (GO): Golgi organization; retrograde vesicle-mediated transport, Golgi to endoplasmic reticulum; intracellular protein transport
Cellular component (GO): COG complex
Source: RefSeq, a predicted model, not a curated record